Messenger RNA from Callorhinus ursinus (northern fur seal), 1542 nucleotides. RefSeq names its product G protein-coupled receptor 143 (gene GPR143). Gene Ontology annotation, molecular function: dopamine binding; L-DOPA receptor activity; L-DOPA binding. Gene Ontology annotation, biological process: melanosome organization; regulation of calcium-mediated signaling; G protein-coupled receptor signaling pathway. Lineage: Eukaryota; Metazoa; Chordata; Mammalia; Carnivora; Otariidae. Gene Ontology annotation, cellular component: melanosome membrane; plasma membrane. The record is from RefSeq and is a predicted model, not a curated record.
CCCUGAGCACGGCCCAUGGCCUCCCCACGGCUCGGGACCUUCUGCUGCCCCACGCGGGACGCCGCCACACAGCUGGUGCUGAGCUUCCAGCCGCGGGCGUUCCACGCACUGUGCCUGGGCAGCGGCGCCUGCAGUCUGGCGCUCGGCCUCCUGCAGUUGCUGCCCCGGCGCCGGCCCGCGGGCCCCGACGCCCCGGCCACGGCCCCGCCGGCCUCGGCACGCGCCCCGGCCUCCGUCCGCAUCCUGCGCGCCGCCGCCGCCUGCGACCUGCUCGGCUGCCUGGGUAUUGUGUUCCGGUCUGCCGUGUGGCUGGGAUUCCCAAAUUUCGUUGACAACCCCGCUGCCGUGAAUGGGACAGACAUUUGGCCUGCUGUGUACUGUGUGGGGAGUGCGAUGUGGAUCCAGCUGUUGUAUAGUGCCUGCUUCUGGUGGCUGUUUUGCUACGCGGUUGACGCCUAUCUGGUGAUCCGAAGAUCGGCAGGGCACAGCACCAUCCUGCUCUACCGCCUCAUGGCCUGGGGCCUGGCCGCCCUGCUCUGCGUGGAGGGCGUGGUCCUGCUCUACUACCCUUCCGUGUCCAGGUGUGAGCGGGAUCUGGAGCAUGCCAUUCCCCACUAUGUCACCACAUACUUGCCGCUGCUGCUGGUCUUUGUGGCCAACCCCAUCCUGUUCCAAAAGACAGUGACUGCAGUGGCCUCUUUACUAAAAGGAAGACAAGGCAUUUACACAGAGAACGAGAGACGGAUGGGAGCCAUGAUCAAGAUCCGAUUUUUCAAAAUAAUGCUGGUUUUCAUUAUUUGUUGGCUGCCGAACAUCAUCAAUGAAAGCCUUUUAUUCUAUCUUGAAAUGCAAGCAGAUGUCAACGGGAGCUCUUUGAAACCUGUCAGAAAUGCGGCUAAGACCAUGUGGUUUAUUAUGGGGAUACUGAAUCCAGCCCAAGGAUUUCUCUUGUCCUUGGCCUUCUACGGCUGGACGGGAUGCAGCCUGCAGUUUCAGUCCCCCAGGAAGGAGAUUCAGUGGGAGUCCGUGGCGAGUUCUGCGGAGCGGACCUGCCUGGCCCCGGAGGGCUCCCGCGCGCCCCGUGAGCAUCCGACUUACAGGAAGGCGGCGCAUGACAGCAGGCACACCUCCGACGAGGCGCUGAGCAUGCUCUCUGAAGGUUCUGAUGCCAGCACAGUCGAAAUCCAUGUCGCAAGUGUGUCUCGCAACGAAAGUGAGAUUGACUCUGUUCCCAAACCCCAGGGAGCCCUGUGAGAGGGAUGGGACAGGCGCCCAGACACCGUGUGCUCAGGCUCUGCAUUUCUCGUUCUUUAGAACUGUGUCCUCCCCCAGAUCUUGUCAUCACCCUGUUAGGGUUUCUUCCCGAGGAAUCUCUCUGAUGAGAGAGGAUCCAUGAGCAUGACUGGGAACAGGGGGAGAAUUCCUUCCAGACCGGACACGGAGCAGCUUCUCCAGACUCUUAGCUGCCCUUGGUUUUUCGGAGGCUGGCUACUGUAAUGUAAAGGUCAGAUCCAGGUCUUUAGAAAAGUUAAUAAAAUAAAG